This is a messenger RNA of Scleropages formosus (Asian bonytongue), 1884 nucleotides long. It is a transcript of the gene st8sia3, whose product is annotated as ST8 alpha-N-acetyl-neuraminide alpha-2,8-sialyltransferase 3. Bases 217 to 1344 code for a protein of 375 amino acids. NCBI's taxonomy places the organism in Eukaryota, Metazoa, Chordata, Actinopteri, Osteoglossiformes, Osteoglossidae. Gene Ontology annotation, biological process: N-glycan processing; oligosaccharide metabolic process. The record is from RefSeq and is a predicted model, not a curated record. The transcript is spliced from 4 exons. Gene Ontology annotation, molecular function: alpha-N-acetylneuraminate alpha-2,8-sialyltransferase activity.
UCGCGUUUGCCUCAGUCUGUACGGUGGAAAGAAGGGGGAGAGAAUGGGGGGAGAACUGCUGCCGUUUCAUUAAGCGCUCUAUGUCAUUUUAAACCCUAAAUAACAUAUAAAUUCGGGUUUUUUAUGCGGACCGCUUCCUUCGUGUUUUCUCAUAUCUGUUUAUCGCGCGUUAAUUAACUGAGGGGCCGCUCUUCCGGGAAUGAAGACCCGUCCAAGAUGGCGCGCACGGGUCGCGCGCUGGGCUUCCUCGCGUUCUGCCUCGCGCUGCUCGUGCUGUCCUUCAUCAGCUACGUUUCCAUCAAGAGAAACUACGUCUUCGCGGGGCCCAAGUACGCGCACGCGAGCGGCACGAGGACGUAUGUGUCACACGGGGGAUUUCGAACACAGUUGUCCAUGAAGUUCCUCGAUCAAUCCUUCAUCCCACUAACCAGCACCCUGACUGAGGAAAUGCAAGAGAAGGCUGCUCAGUGGAAGUUCAACAGGACAGCGUUUACACAGCAAAGGGACGAAAUUUCUCACUACAUUGAUGUGACCGGUAAUUUUUCCCUUACCAAGAAUGGUGUACAGGUUGGCCAGCUGAUGCACUAUGACUACUCCAGCCACAAGUAUGUCUUUGCCAUCAGCAAUAACUUUAAGUCUCUACUACCUGUAACCUCACCGAUUCAGAACAAGCACUACAACACUUGUGCAGUGGUGGGCAACAGUGGUAUUCUCACAAGCAGCCACUGUGGGCAUGAGAUCGACAGAUUUGACUUUGUUUUUCGCUGCAACUUUGCCCCAACUGAGCUGUUUCACAAAGAUGUCGGACACAAGACCAACAUAACCACCUUCAAUCCCAGCAUCCUGGAGAAGUACUACAAUAACUUGCUCACCAUCCAGGACCGAAAUAAUUUCUUCCUUAGUUUGAAGAAGCUGGAUGGGGCAAUUUUGUGGAUCCCUGCUUUCUUCUUCCACACAUCUGCUACAGUUACACGGACAUUGGUCGACUUCUUUGUGGAGCACAAGGGCCAGCUCAAGGUUCAGCUUGCAUGGCCAGGCAAUAUCAUGAAGUUUUUCAACAGGUACUGGAAGACCAAACAGCUAUCUCCCAAACGCCUGAGCACAGGGAUUCUCAUGUACACAUUGGCUUCGGUCAUGUGCGAAGAGAUCCAUCUCUAUGGCUUUUGGCCCUUUGCAUGGGACCCCAUCUCUGGAAAGGGACUGCCGUACCACUACUACGACAAGAAGGGGACUAAGUUCACGACAAAAUGGCAGGAGUCCCACCAGCUGCCCGCUGAGUUCAAGCUCUUGCACUCGCUGCACAUGGAAGGUGUGGUUCAGCUGAACCUCUCGCCCUGUGCAUAGGAAAGCUCGGGUAGCUUCAUGUGGCCCAUCUGGUGGUAUCAGACCUGGGUGAGUUCCAGAGAACCUGCUGCUGUGCCAUACGCUCCGCAAAGCCAACCCAGCUGCAGCCAACCUGAAGGGAACUGCUCUGUCAUAGUCUAUCCAGACAACGGCUUCCUUUAUCUAGUGGCAAUACGACCUGCAGUAGCGGCUAAUUGUAAAAUGUGCCUGAAAAUUUAAGUACCGGUCAAUACAGGAUGUCAGACUGAGGAACAGGUUGAAUAUAUUUGGGAUGGUGUAAAACAAUGUGAUAUUGUUUACUACGUAGAAGGAUGUAGGUGCCUAUGUCUUAGAAUGGUUUGCUAAUUUAGUACUCUCUUUUAGACUAAGAUUGGAUACCUUACAACAUCCAGUAAACUUUAAAUUUGCUUCAAAAUGGCACGUGACGAGAAUUAAGUAAUGAUUCAUAUUUUAAGAAGAGCUUUGAAGUGAAAUUCUCAAGCAGAGCUUUGGAUCCAAUUCUCUUAGCUUUAGAUCUUUAGAAAACACUAUACCCUGUUA